Onychostoma macrolepis is the source of this 2402-nucleotide messenger RNA. It is a transcript of the gene tmem254, whose product is annotated as transmembrane protein 254. The coding region runs from base 330 to 704 and encodes 124 amino acids. The transcript has 4 exons. Lineage: Eukaryota; Metazoa; Chordata; Actinopteri; Cypriniformes; Cyprinidae. The record is from RefSeq and is a predicted model, not a curated record.
ACUUUAUAUAUAAAUAUAAUUCGAUAAAAGUAGAACAUACAUAUACACAAAUCGAAGAAAAGUGCGCUAUGAAACUUAAUCAUAUUUUUAAAUAAACUCUCACAAGCGUCAAAUGUUUUUAUUUUAAUUUUUUAGAUCUUUUAAAUGAGUAAUUUUGUGUCGUAAAUAAAUGACUUUUAUUUUGUGAUAUUUAAACGCAUGACUCUUAUUUUGUGUAGCGGUCUGUUACUUCCUGUGCUGAGCGGUCUAGAGAGGGACUGACUGACAGCUGAGAGAAAGCUAGUGCGGUUAACUGUAGUUUGGUUAAUUAGUUCGUUAGAUUACUCAUCAUGGCCAGAAGUGACGGUGGCUUGUAUUUCAGGAGAUCCAGCGUGUUCUGGAUGCUGGUCGUGACGGUUUCUUUGAGUUUUUUCACGUGGACGGUGUUUUGGCCUCAGGACGUCCCGUACAGCAGUCUGGGUCCUCUCGGCGCUCUGGCCAAGCACUGUGUGGACUAUCAUUAUCCUGUGCUGUAUUACGGAUGGUUUCUGACGUGGCUCAUCCAUCUGUUCGAGGCUCUUUUUGCGCUGAAGGUCUGCAGUGAUAAAGGCAUUGACAGCACGUCCACGCGUUUGCUGUGGUUCGCUCAGACGUUCCUGUUUGGUUUCGCGUCUCUGGGUCUUCUGCUCAAAUACAAGCCGGGCGGCCGAUCCAAACGCCAGUGACAGAAACCUCAGCCUGACACCGGCACUCGUUUCCCAGCAGGACUCUGAUCUUUAUAUUCCAGAGGAUUUAUCAACCAGCAGGUUAUAUUUGAACAGUCACAUCCACCUCACUGAUUCUGGAACAGCCUUUCACUGAAGGCUAAAUGUCACAUCCGAGGCCUUGUUCACAUGAUCCUGGUUCAGUACUGAAGCUCUAUCAGCAGCAUUAGUGACAUAACGUCUGUCAGCACAGAAAAUCACUUCAGCUCGCACCUCAGUGCAGGUGCAGUCGGACACUUACAGUGCAAAACACACUGUUAUACCUCAGACUAGUGUGAUACAAUCACUUACUAACCUCGACUGGUAUAGUUACAGUAUAUCUAGUGUCUCACCUCCUGUAAUGGCCAUGUGAAUCCAGUAAACAUGGUGACUUUCACACAGUGUGCUCAGAGACAGGUUACAUACAGAAAAAUCCAGAAAUUCAUGGGUGAUGAAUAACUAGAAAUGCUUUAGUGAAAUAGACUAAACUUCCCACUGUACAACAGAAUAAGAGAGCCCUCCGUGUAAGCUAUAACGUUUACUGCAGUACACUGAGAAAAAAAAAUGCUUUUAAACAGUCUUCACUCAGAAAAUGCCCAAAUAAUUACAAAGAAACACAUUGAUUUAAACAUGAAAUUUUGAAGUAGAAAAAGUGAAAUUGUAUUUUCGGCAACACUUGAAGCCUUUUUGUGUGAUGAAUUAUAAAGAUAAUCAUAAUAUACAUUGUAUCUUUUGUAUAGAUAAUUGUAUCCAAAAUUGAGAUGCAUUAUAAUAUUUGCAGAAACCUUCUUGCAUCUGAAAUUGGUCGUUUGCAUCAUUCUUUUUAAAGGUGUAACAGUGAGUAGAUACGCGUGUUAUACUUGUGGUUACAAUUAUUAUUCAUGAGAUCAUACAAUGCAUUAUAAGGUGCAUUAAAAGGCAUAAUUAAUGCAUCAAUAAUACUUGUACAAUGCAUUAUAUCAAAAGGCUUUAAGUUUUAUAUAAAAAAGGUACGUUGUACUGUUUAUUUUCAAUUUUGAUUUUUUUUUUUAAAUGCUCUAUAUGUUCUGCUGUAAGAAAGAGGGGGGGGGAUUAAUAAAAAAUCCAGUUAUAAAAAUAAUUAAAUUGUUUAAAUUAAAUUAUUUAAAGUCAUGCUGAGGCCCUGUAGUGAAAACCACUGAUUUACAUUUAGUCAUUUAGCAGAUGCUUUUAUCCAAAGUGACUUACAAAUGAAGACAAUAGAAGCAAUCAAAACCAACAAAAGAGCAAUAAUAAGCAAGUACAGUCUACUCGGUUUACAGUUUAUGAUUUAGACAGUUUACAGCUCAAAUACAUUGUAAAGGAAGAAUUCAUGAGCUCUAACAUAUUGUAUUUGCUGCUGCUGUAAACAUGAGUCAGGUGAUUUUCAGUGCUGAUUUUCUGUGAUGUUCCUCAAACACUGUUGAUGGAGCAGAAUCCUGAACACAGAACAUUCCUCUAGCAGUGCUUCUCGGCCGCUGCAGGUUUACAAACACUGCUGUAAGUGCAGUUGGUUAUUUUUGGCACAGUACAUGGUUAGAUUCCUGCAGAAGAACCGCAGUGUGUCCAGUCUCUGUGUUUCACUGGGGUUUGUGUGAUUAUGACGUGAUUUACAGAUCAGGAGUGUGCAGUGUUUAGUGGUGCUGAGUGUUUGAAUGAUGGAAAAUAAACUGACUGAUUUGA